Molecule: messenger RNA, 1212 nt
Organism: Penicillium longicatenatum
Lineage: Eukaryota; Fungi; Ascomycota; Eurotiomycetes; Eurotiales; Aspergillaceae
Product: dTDP-glucose 4,6-dehydratase
Exons: 3
Coding region: 1-1212 (403 amino acids)
Biological process (GO): nucleotide-sugar metabolic process
Molecular function (GO): dTDP-glucose 4,6-dehydratase activity
Source: RefSeq, a predicted model, not a curated record
AUGCCUGCCCCUCGUUUCAUUUCUCCUCCUGCGACCCCGCCUCCCAGUAAGGGUCUGUCGCUGGCGACUGGAAGAGAUAAUGACCUUGAAGGUCAGCGCCUCAUCGGCACCACCCGAUUUGAGCCUCGGAGUGACGUGAAAAACAUUCUGAUCACUGGAGGUGCAGGAUUCAUUGGAGGUUGGGUAACCCGACACCUGGCGGUGCAGUAUCCCGAAUAUAACAUUGUCUGUUUCGACAAGCUCGAUGUUGUCGCCUCUCUUUCCAAUAUCAGCUGUUUGCAAUCUUUACCAAACUUUGAGUUUGUGCAUGGCGAUUUAAUGGAUCAAGCAGCCAUUGCCAAGGUCCUAUCAGAGCACAAUAUUGACUGUGUGAUGCACUUCGCUGCAUGCUCACAUGUCCAGAACUCGUUCAAUGACCCACUAAAUUUCACCGUCAACAAUGUCAUUGGUACUCAGCUGCUACUCGAGGCUAUUCGUCAUCACAAGGGUCCCAGAAGGGUCCACCGCUUCAUUCAUGUCAGCACUGAUGAGGUUUAUGGCGAUGUGAUGGAAUCGGCGUGUGACGAAACCAAGCAAUUUAUGCCCACCAACCCAUAUGCAGCCUCCAAGGCGGCUGCUGAGAUGUACGUUUGGUCAUAUGCCAAAUCAUUCGAUAUCCCGGCUCUUGUUGUUAGGAGCAACAACGUGUACGGGCCCGGUCAAUACCCUGAGAAAAUAAUCCCUCGCUUCUGCACUCUUCUCAUGCAGCAAAGGCCAUUAACAAUACAAGGCUCCGGCAUGAACAUUCGCCGGUACCUUUACGGAGCUGAUGCUGCUGAUGGCUUCGACACUUUACUGCACAAAGGUGUCAUUGGUGAAGCAUACAACAUUCAGUCUUCCCAAGCAAUCACCAACCUCGAGGUAGCCGCUCGCACACUUGAGCUAUUCGGCUACAGUCCACGGGACUUCAACCGAUGUCUGACUCAGAUCCCUGACCGUCCUUUCAACGACCAUGACUACUGGGUGGACGGCUCCAAACUGGCUGCAUUGGGAUGGCAACAACGCGUCCCCUUCUCCGAAGGACUAGAGGCAUCGGUCAAGUGGUACCGUGAGAACUUAGAUUCUUGGUGGCCUGAAGUCUCGAAGAAUAUCAGUGUCGCGUUGACCGCGACCCCUGAAAACCACCCCUGUGAUACACAACCUAAUGGCAAUGGAGCCGAGGAUGUGGGCUGA